This is a messenger RNA of Pichia membranifaciens NRRL Y-2026, 4601 nucleotides long. RefSeq lists its product as hypothetical. Gene Ontology annotation, cellular component: endoplasmic reticulum. Gene Ontology annotation, molecular function: UDP-glucose:glycoprotein glucosyltransferase activity. The record is from RefSeq and is a predicted model, not a curated record. Bases 183 to 4511 code for a protein of 1442 amino acids. The transcript has a single exon. Lineage: Eukaryota; Fungi; Ascomycota; Pichiomycetes; Pichiales; Pichiaceae.
CCGCACCGCUGCUGAGCAAGAAAAUUUGGCUCUCUACCGGCAACAAUGACGCUCGCUAUCAUCCCGUCGGAGAAACUGAUGCUACAUGUGGAGCAAAGGAACCUUUCUGAGACCCCUGGUUAGCCACGGGAGUUUGGUAGAGCCCUCCAGUGAAGCUGCUUUGACCAACAACCACCACCACCAUGAGACUCACGUUGUCCUCGCUAUAUGCUGUGACGCUCUCGGUGCUAGUGGCUGGGGCAGAGCCCUCUGCAGGAGAGACGCUGCCACCACAGGGAAACGUCGAGAUCUCCUUGGUAUCCACAUGGACGGAGACGCCGUUCAAGCUCAACGUGCUCGAGGCGGUUGCGUCGAUCAACGAGUCCCUCUACGAGCCGCUUGUUCUCAGACUGAUGAACAUCGAACACGGUGAGAGGGCCGAGGACCUUGUCUACGACGAGGACGCCGAUGAGAUAUCUGACACCGAGUUCUACCGGUACGCAUUGUCGUUGCUACCUUCAACAAUGGACCAGGCUCUGGCAGACUUGGACAUCUCCAACAAGAUCAUGACUCCGAGAAUUCAGGCACACUACCAGUACUACCAGUCGCAGAUCAAGGCGGCACACACCUGCGAGGAAGACGUGGUUCUAUUCGACUCCUUCGGCGAAGAGUUCUAUUGCGAUCAGGACGCAGCGUUCAUGUUGCGUACUGCAGACUACACGAUGAUCUUUGAGGAUUUCAGCUUCCCCUUCGACCGCUUGAUCGGAUCCCCAUCUAACUCUGCAGUAGUUUACGUCAUCUACGGUGACUACAACAGCAAGUAUUUCAGAGCCAUGUUCUACAACAUGUACCACUCGGUGAAUGCGAAGAAAUUCAACUUGGUGUGGAGAUAUGUUCCUACCCAAGCUGCCUCCAAAAAGCCUGAAACUCUUUCUGCUUACGGAGUGGCGUUAAACUUGAAAAGAACUGACUACAUCGCGAUCGACGAUAGAGGCUUUUCAGAGGAGCAACAGAAGAAUUUGGAGUUUGGUAAGGAUGGAAACGCUGAUAUCCAAGAGCAGGGUGAUUUGGACCCAUCUGGACUCUUUGACGCCCAAUAUUCCGACAUUCAAGCUGUAAAAGAAGAGGACAUCCAAACGCUCGGUCUUAAAGUGACAAAGUUUAUCAACGAUUCGAAAAACAAACUGUUCGAUCUCAGAAAAUUAUUGGCAGAGUUUCCAAAGUACGCCUACUCUGUGUCACAGCUAGAGUAUGCCGACGAAGACCUCAUCGAUGUAGAGCUCACAGCUGAGGAAUCGUAUAAGACUUUUAUUCCUACAGGUAUUUACAUCAACAAUGCUAUUAUUGCGGCAGAUAAGACCGAUCUUUUUGAAAUACUGAGAACAAUCAAAAGGGAGCUGUCCUUCACAAAGAUGUUCGAGACCAUCGGACUACCAUAUGAAACCUCAAAGGAUGUAAUGAUCUAUUUUUCAAGGUUAAUGUUGGACCUCUUCCAGAGUCCUUCUAGGAGAUACGACUUUUCCAAAUUUUCGAAAACAAUCGUCUACUUGAAUGAUAUCGAGAUAGAUCAAAGGUACUCCAGUUUUGCUUCAGCGCGGGAAGCUUAUCAAAGCAAACCUGCCGCAGGUCAACUUCCACGUGCAAAAGAAAACAUCCAUGAAAUGAUCUUUGCUAUAGAUUUAACCAACCCGGUUCAAUUGCAAUACCUUUUGACUUUUGCAGAACAAGUCAUCUCUCAAAACAUCCCCAUCAAAAUUGGUGUUAUUCCAUUCUUGGAAACUUCAGCAUGGAACGAUCGUGCCGUGAGUAAGUUGUUCGGCACCUACCAUGAACUCGGUGCGCUUCAAACCUUCAACUACUUAAGAAUGUUGAACAGGUUUGUCAAUUCUAAUGAGCCUUUGACAUUACUUUCUUUCAGAGCUUUGGAUUUCCCAUACUUGGACGACUCUCUUCAAUACAGAUACACUGACAAUUUAGCAAACAUCUACUCCACGUUUGGCCUUUCAAAAGAGUAUCCUCUGAUUAUCUCCAACGGAAUAAUAUACAAUUUCAACGAAAUUGAUUCAGCUUUAAACCAGGUCUUUGAAGAUAUGAGCAUCCUUCACGGAUCCUUACGUAGCAAGAAGAUCCCUGAGAAUAUGAAACUCUCAACGUUCUUGAAAAAGAAUGCUGUUAAGAUUAGAAAUAGCGCUUUGAUUCCUGACACGAUCUCCCAGUACAAAGAUAAAUUUAUUCAACCUCCAAGCUUUGUCUCCUUCAAACAUUGGCAAACUGUCGAUUUCUUGAGAGUGGUGAAGGAGCCAUAUAGAAAUGAAGCACUUGUUACUUUGAACUUGAUGGGUUCACUCAUGGACCCAGACUAUGUCCAGCAAGUUAUUGAGCUUUUAAAGUUCUCUUCCAAAGCAAAGGGUGUCAAAAUUGUUGUAUCAGAUAUUCAUGCGACUACUGCUUUUAAGGAGCUGAUCGAAUUACCAACUGUCGAUGAACAGCUACAGUUCUUGAUGAAACUUUCAUCUACCAGUAUCAAUGAUGAUUUCCAAGUCAGGGAUACUCAUACAGUCAUUAGAGACAUGUUCAAAAUUAACUACAGACUUACCACAGAUAUCAAGCUGGUGAUUGCUGGAAGAAAAAUUCCAGUGGAAAAGAUAUUAACAAGUGAUAUCAUUUCAUCUAUAGUACAAUUUGAACGCUCAUCGCGUCUGACAGGUUUGAAACAAUUGUACAAAACUUAUGCACCUGAUAUCACAUACAAAGAUGCCUUUGAUAAUUUUGAGCUGUUUUCUUGGAUGGUCUCUUACUCAUACUUUUUCCCAGCUUCCGAGUAUUAUCUGGCAGAUUCGUUGCCCCGUAUAUCCACUGAGCUGCUUCCUAUAAAGAAUAGCAUUCAUAGUGACGUUGAAAAUGAAUUGCUCAACGUUAAAAUAGUUUUGGAUCCUGUUUCAGAAACUGCGCAAGAGCUUGUUUCUUUUAUACCUAUUUUUGAAAAACUUCCGUUCUUGUCGCUGCAUGUUCAUCUCAGACCAAAUCCAUCGAUGAAAGAAAUACCAGUCAAGAGAUUCUACAAGAGUUUGAUCAACACAUUACCAUUAAACGCCGAGAAAAAUAUUGUCUUUGAAGACGUUCCAGAGAAAACUUUAUUUAAUGUUGGCUUGAAGACGACACAAAGAUGGAUGGUGGCAAUUAAAGAGGCUUCCACAGACUUGGAUAACUUAAAACUUGACCUCACCAAUACUUACUCUGCAUACGGUGAGUUUAUCUUAAGGAAUAUUCUCCUUGAAGGUUACGCUACAUAUUUUGAAGGAUCUAAGUCGUAUCCUCCAGCAGCAUUGCCAAUUGAACUUAUCGGUGAGACAAAUUCUGAUACCAAUAUUAUGGCCAAUUUUGGUUACUUUCAAUUGAAGGCCAAUCCAGGUAUGUGGAAAUUGCAAAUCAAAGAACGUACCAAAGGUGCCGAAAUUUUCAAUUUACCUGAGCCUUUAAGCAUUGGUAUCGUUGAUUUGGAUGGUACAGUUGUUAGACCGGUAUUUGAAAAGAACUGGGGUAUGGAAACUGUUAAUUUGGUUGAGCCUAUUUCUGGUCCUGCAGAGGAAGAAAAUUUGUUUACCAGCAUAUAUUUGAAAGGAAAAGAGCUUUUCAAUAACUUUUUUACAGAACGGAAACAGCAGGCGGACAUAAAUAUUUUCACGGUGGCUUCAGGACAUUUGUAUGAAAGAUUCUUAGGCAUUAUGAUUUCGUCUGUGAUGAAACAAACGACCCACACUGUCAAGUUCUGGUUGAUUGAAAACUACAUGUCUCCAGACUUUAAAAAGCAUUUACCAGUACUCGCAGAACAUUAUGGAUUUGAAUACGAGUUAGUCAUGUACAACUGGCCAAUUUGGUUAGCCGGACAACGUGAAAGACAACGUACAAUUUGGGGAUACAAAAUCUUAUUUUUGGAUGUUUUAUUUCCACAGGAUUUAGACAAGAUCAUUUUCGUUGACUCCGACCAGAUCAUAAGAACAGAUCUGAAGGAGCUAGUAGAUGAAGACCUAGAGGGCGCACCUUAUGGUUAUACCCCAAUGUGCGAUUCUAGAAAAGAGAUGGAAGGGUUUCGUUUUUGGAAAAAAGGCUACUGGGAGACUUUCCUUGGUGAUGAGUAUAAGUACCAUAUUAGCGCGCUAUAUGUUGUCGAUUUGAUCAGAUUUAGACAGAUUGCCGCUGGAGAUAUCCUGAGACAUCAUUACCAGCAGCUUUCAUAUGAUCCAAACUCCUUGAGCAACUUGGAUCAAGAUCUUCCAAACAAUCUCCAGAGAAAUAUCCCAAUUCAUUCGCUUUCUCAAGAAUGGCUAUGGUGUGAGACCUGGUGCAGUGAUGAAUCGCUCAAAGACGCCAAGACGAUUGAUUUGUGCAACAACCCACUUACAAAAGAACCAAAGCUUGAUAGAGCCAGAAGGCAGAUAAAAGAGUGGACGGAAUUGGACAACGAAGUGUCAAAUCUUAUUGCAGGCAGGAAAAACCAGCCAAACUCAGAUUUGGAGCAUGAUGAGCUUUGAUUCCUCUCUUGCGCUUUGCAGCACCUUCACAUUAUUAUGAAAUUCUAACUGUUUAUAGACGUUUAUGCAUUCAAUGUGUUUUUCACACAC